CUAAAAUCAUGUUCGUGAUUCGCUCAGAAAACUCACAGACAAAAUUUUGGGAAUAUAAAAAGAAAAAAGUAAUUUAAAUAUCCUGCUAUUGUAGUUGUCACUGGAUGUGACUUCAGACUUGCUCUACUAUCUGUGAUACAGUAUGACGACAGAUACGGGUAAAGUGACUGUUACUGUGCGACUCAUCAGAUCAUUUGAUCAUCGUAUCAUCAAGCAUGUUGUAUACCAUGAUGUUUGUCUGGAACAGAAAGUGUCAGACUUCAAACAAAUUGUCAAAACGGAACUGAAAACACAUUCAGGUCUUCCACCGCCUUUCAAGACCCAUAACUAUGAUUCCAUGAAGAUAUCACAUCAACCAUUUGGAGCAAAGACAUCUGAUCCUGUGAUCAACAAAGAAAAUGAUGAACAGUUAAUGUUAACAGAUGAUAAAACAUUAGAGGGAUGUAGUAUUGUGAAUGAGACAGAGCUGUCAUUCUUCAAUCUUGAGGAGUAUCGUGCCUAUCAGAAAAAUCCAACUCUCAACUGGUGACCGUCAAGUCAUACAUUAAGUUAACGACUCGUAAAGAUAGUGUGCAAAAGACAUCUUCAGUGAUACCGGCGCAGAGUUCCUGUAUUUUUGUGUCUUCCUAUAUUUUUGAGACUUCCAACAUCACUGGAAACAUUAUAAAUUUUAUCUACUUUUUUCCAUAAUUCUUGGAUUUUUAAGACUAUUUACCAGUAAAGGUGACAAGCAUUUUCAA
Mercenaria mercenaria is the source of this 740-nucleotide messenger RNA. Its product is annotated as UPF0538 protein C2orf76-like. The record is from RefSeq and is a predicted model, not a curated record. Lineage: Eukaryota; Metazoa; Mollusca; Bivalvia; Venerida; Veneridae. The transcript is spliced from 6 exons. The coding region runs from base 143 to 529 and encodes 128 amino acids.